AAAAUGGAAGUGGUCCUACUAGUCUUCAUGGUCCUGAUCGCACUUUGCCGGACUUUCCAAGAUGAUGAUGAGUGGAUUGAUCCAACAGACAUGCUUAACUAUGAUGCCGCCUCAGGAAAAAUGAGGAAAAAUAUGAUUAUGGAGGAAUACAAAAAGAAAGCUCAAGAAGAAGGUUCUCAGUGCUGUAGUAACCCUAUUUUCAGACGAUUCCUGCUAAAGAUUUUGGGUGAGGUUCGGCGGUUGGGUUUGCCAGAUGAGUCCAACUCAGAGGUCCAUUAUGAUGCAGAAGUGCGCUUAACAAGGCAUAUGUUCGCAGAGAUUGAGAAGUUCCUUAAUGACACUGACUGGAGCGUUGGGGCUUUGGAUGAAGCAUUGAGUAGGACCCUGGUUAAAUUCAAGCCUCACAAUGAGGAAGAAUGGAGGUGGGAAUUUGAGGAUUACGUUGGUGUGGACGCAUUCACUCUUUUCAUGAUUCUUCUGUGUUUGCUGUGUGUAGUUUUAAUGAUAGCCACGGAGAUUUGGACACACAUAGGAUGGUAUACACAGAUCAAGCGAAUCAUUAUUCUAAGCAUUAUAAUCAGCUUUGGAUGGAACUGGCUGUACUUACAUAAGGUCGCGUUUGCUGAAUGGCAGGCUAAAAUAGCAAAGAUGAAAACGCAUGACAGUUGUGGAGAGAAGACCAGCUGUACUAAAGGCCCGUUUGAUUGGAUAAAGUCCUCCAUCACCUUUAAAAAUGAUCCUUGUGAAGAAUACUACAAAACUCUUUUGAUGGACCCAACAACUAAAGCACUAGCAAUAACAUUUACAAACUUUGUAACUGAACCCUUAAAGCACUUCGUGAAAGGAAUUGGGGAGUUCAUUAGUUCUUUGCUUUCAGAAAUCCCAAGCCAUUUGCAAAUUCCAGUCUUUAUUUGCCUGACAAUUGCUCUAUUGGCUUUUUGUUACGGGAUCGGCUCUUCAGUAGGACAAAAUAACAUGGUACGUUAUCUAUCUGGUCCUGACCAAGGAAGAAGGCAUGCUGUGGAGCACCAGUUGCCCAAUCCUCCACCAACAGCCCAAGAGCAAUUGCCUCCAGACUCUAGCAGAAAUGAUGUUUCUCAACCUAAAGAAAAGGAUUCUGUAGAGGAACCUAAAGGAAAUGAAGAUAUUCAGCCAAAUGUGGCAUUAAAUGUUUCAGCAUGUACCCCUGAGACUGAACAAACCAUCAGAGACAGAGACAGCCCAAACGUGGAGACUCUUACAUGCAAUGUAAGUGAACAGGUAGAUCAAAAUGAAGGAUUCUCCACUUAA
Molecule: messenger RNA, 1290 nt
Organism: Pelobates fuscus (common spadefoot toad)
Lineage: Eukaryota; Metazoa; Chordata; Amphibia; Anura; Pelobatidae
Gene: CLCC1
Product: chloride channel CLIC like 1
Exons: 10
Coding region: 4-1290 (428 amino acids)
Cellular component (GO): endoplasmic reticulum; membrane
Molecular function (GO): chloride channel activity
Source: RefSeq, a predicted model, not a curated record